CCCACAUGCACCACUCACAGCAAAGCCUCUUAUCCUAAUAACCACCAAAAUUCCAAUUUCAAACCCCAUCCAACACCGCCACUCUCAUGGCUGAAAAGAGGCCGGAGAAUAACGGUGCCGCCACCAUCGAAUCCCAACUACCCACACCCAUUAAACCAAAGAGAAACAAAUAUGCUUUGGCUUGUGCUUUCUUGGCUUCCAUGACCUCCAUCUUACUUGGAUAUGAUAUAGGAGUAAUGAGUGGAGCCAUAAUCUACAUAAAGAAAGAAAUACAUAUGAAUGACGUACAAAAGGAGGUGAUAAUGGGAAUUCUCAAUAUCUACUCGCUUCUCGGCUCCGCCGCCGCCGGCCGGACCUCCGACUGGCUGGGCCGCCGCUACACAAUCGUCUUCGCCGGAGCUAUUUUCUUCGUGGGCGCCCUGCUCAUGGGAUUCGCCACCAACUACGCCUUCCUCAUGGUUGGCCGCUUCGUUGCCGGCAUAGGCGUCGGCUAUGCGCUCAUGAUAGCGCCCGUCUACACGGCGGAGGUCGCCCCGGCCUCCGCCCGCGGCUUCCUCUCUUCCUUCCCGGAAGUCUUCAUCAAUUUUGGCAUAUUACUCGGCUAUGUUUCAAACUACGGCUUCUCAAAGCUCCCCACCAACAUAGGAUGGCGACUCAUGCUCGGAAUCGGCUGCAUCCCGGCCGUCUUCAUCGCCAUCGGGGUCCUCGCAAUGCCGGAGUCCCCUCGCUGGCUCGUGAUGCAGGGCCGCCUCGGCGACGCCAAGCGCGUCCUCGACAAAACCUCCGACUCCCCCGGGGAGUCCAAGCAGCGCCUCGCCGAGAUCAAAGAAGCCGCCGGCAUCCCCGAGCACUGCACCGACGACGUCGUGGCCGUCUCCAAAAAGAGCCACGGCAGCGGCGUCUGGCGCGAGCUCCUCCUCCACCCCACCCCCGCGGUCCGCCACAUCCUCAUCUGCGGCGCCGGCAUCCACUUCUUCCAGCAGGCCAGCGGCAUCGACUCCGUUGUCCUCUACGGCCCGGACAUAUUCAAGAAGGCCGGGCUUAAGUCCGACACCGACCGACUGCUGGCCACCAUGGCCGUCGGAUUCACCAAGACGAUCUUCAUCUUGGUGGCCACGUUUUAUCUGGAUAAGGUGGGGAGGCGGGCGCUGCUCCUGUCCAGCGUGGCAGGGAUGAUCGUGUCGAGCAUGGCGCUGGGGAUAUGGCUGACCGUUGUUGACCAAUCGGAUCGGAGGGUGGUGUGGGCCCUAGCGCUCUCCAUAGCAAUGGUGUUAACCUACGUGGCGUUCUUCUCCAUCGGGAUGGGGCCCAUCACGUGGGUCUACACCUCGGAGAUAUUUCCUCUGAGGCUGCGGGCGCAGGGUGCGAGCAUAGCUGUCGCAGUGAAUCGCGUCACCAGCGGAGUGAUUUCAAUGACGUUUAUAUCCCUGCAUAACGCGAUUACGUUUGGAGGGGCGUUUUUCCUCUACGGUGGGGUUGCGGUGGUGGCUUUUUUGUUUUUUUACACUUUGUACCCUGAGACGCAGGGGAAGACGCUGGAGGAGAUGGAGGGCUUGUUUGGCACAUUUUUUAAAUGGAGGACUACGCUUAAGGAAUUUGACGAGAAGAAGAAGAAGAAGAGCAGCGAAAUCCAAAUGCGGAAUUGAAUUUAUAGAUAGGUAGGGCUCUGGCGAGGGCAAAUGUGUCAUUUCACUUGAGUGUGUUGUUUUGCUCUAUUUGUGGGGCUUUACAUGAAUAUCAUAAUAGUACUAAUAAUCUUCUAAAAUGUGUAACAGUGAGGUAGUGAAAAAUAUAUACGCCGUAUACAUUUUGUUGAUCCAAGAAUAUUCAAAAGUGUCUAUUAUUGAACUGA
Molecule: messenger RNA, 1852 nt
Organism: Salvia splendens (bonfire salvia)
Lineage: Eukaryota; Viridiplantae; Streptophyta; Magnoliopsida; Lamiales; Lamiaceae
Product: polyol transporter 5
Exons: 3
Coding region: 87-1646 (519 amino acids)
Biological process (GO): transmembrane transport
Cellular component (GO): membrane
Molecular function (GO): carbohydrate:proton symporter activity
Source: RefSeq, a predicted model, not a curated record